Drosophila bipectinata is the source of this 1304-nucleotide messenger RNA. RefSeq names its product GTP-binding protein 128up (gene 128up). Gene Ontology annotation, molecular function: GTP binding; GTPase activity. Gene Ontology annotation, cellular component: cytoplasm. The record is from RefSeq and is a predicted model, not a curated record. Lineage: Eukaryota; Metazoa; Arthropoda; Insecta; Diptera; Drosophilidae. Gene Ontology annotation, biological process: cytoplasmic translation.
GAUAUGUUGAUAUUUUGGCAACCCUACUCUCCACGCGAGUGCCACAAAUCUACUUUAUUUAUUUCUACAUGAAUUUUUGUUGAUUUAAAAGUUUUAUAGAAAGCGGCUUUGUCCUGAGACGCCAUCAUGAGCACAAUCUUGGAGAAAAUUGCGGCCAUCGAGUCCGAGAUGGCUCGCACCCAGAAGAAUAAGGCGACUUCGGCUCACUUGGGUCUGCUGAAGGCAAAGUUGGCCAAGCUGAGGCGCGAGCUGAUUUCCCCCAAGGGAGGUGGCGGUGGCACCGGCGAAGCCGGCUUUGAGGUGGCCAAGACCGGAGAUGCCCGGGUCGGAUUUGUGGGCUUUCCAUCAGUGGGGAAGUCCACGCUUUUAUCCAACUUAGCAGGAGUCUACUCUGAAGUGGCAGCCUACGAGUUCACGACGCUCACAACGGUUCCAGGAUGCAUCAAGUACAAGGGCGCCAAGAUCCAGUUGCUGGAUUUGCCUGGUAUCAUUGAAGGCGCCAAGGACGGCAAGGGUCGUGGUCGACAGGUGAUUGCUGUGGCCCGAACCUGUAACCUUAUCUUCAUGGUGCUGGAUUGUCUGAAACCUCUGGGCCACAAAAAGCUCCUGGAGCACGAGUUGGAAGGUUUCGGCAUCCGUUUAAACAAAAAGCCCCCAAAUAUUUACUACAAGCGGAAAGACAAGGGUGGCAUCAAUCUGAACUGCAUGGUUCCCCAGUCCGAACUGGAUACGGAUCUCGUCAAGACCAUUCUUUCGGAGUAUAAGAUACACAAUGCUGAUAUUACGCUGAGAUAUGAUGCCACUAGCGACGAUCUAAUCGACGUUAUCGAGGGCAACCGAAUUUACAUACCCUGCAUUUAUCUGCUCAACAAAAUCGAUCAGAUUUCCAUCGAGGAGUUGGACGUCAUCUACAAGAUCCCGCACUGCGUGCCUAUUUCGGCGCAUCAUCACUGGAACUUUGACGAUCUGCUGGAGCUGAUGUGGGAAUACCUGCGGCUGGUGCGGAUCUACACCAAACCCAAGGGACAAUUGCCGGACUACAAUUCGCCUGUUGUAUUGCACAACGAACGGACCAGCAUUGAAGACUUUUGUAACAAACUGCAUCGCUCCAUCGCCAAGGAGUUUAAAUAUGCGCUUGUUUGGGGCUCAUCCGUAAAGCAUCAGCCGCAGAAAGUGGGCAUCGAGCAUGUACUCAACGACGAAGAUGUGGUUCAGAUUGUAAAGAAGGUCUAAAACUGCGUGACGUAUAUAUUUGAUUUGUUUGAUUGCAUUUUUCUUUUGGAAAAUAAAAAAGGAUUGUUCUU